This is a messenger RNA of Hyposmocoma kahamanoa, 784 nucleotides long. RefSeq names its product eukaryotic translation initiation factor 4E1-like. The transcript has 5 exons. Lineage: Eukaryota; Metazoa; Arthropoda; Insecta; Lepidoptera; Cosmopterigidae. The record is from RefSeq and is a predicted model, not a curated record. Gene Ontology annotation, molecular function: translation initiation factor activity; RNA 7-methylguanosine cap binding. The coding region runs from base 78 to 653 and encodes 191 amino acids. Gene Ontology annotation, cellular component: cytoplasm; eukaryotic translation initiation factor 4F complex. Gene Ontology annotation, biological process: translational initiation.
UGCGAUAUCUGUGCAUUAUUUGUUUACGAAUAAAUUGUUGUUUUUGUUUCAUAAAUUAUUUUAUAUUGUGUAAUACGAUGAGUAUAAUCAAAAAAGAGUCUCAAAGUGCGCCAGACCUGAGUGGAGUCCCCACAAAAGUUUUGGAGGGUGUUAAGCAUCCUUUGGAGCAUUCUUGGUCAUUUUGGAUGUUCACCAACGAUAAGAAGAAAUGGGAAGACAAUUUGAUAGAGCUCACUGCUUUUAACACCGUUGAAGACUAUUGGUCCCUUUACCACUACAUGAAGACUCCAUCAGAACUAAGUCUAGGGCAGGACUACUGCGUGUUCAAGAAAGGCAUCAGGCCGAUGUGGGAAGACGCAGCCAACAAGAAAGGAGGCCGUUGGCUCAUCACUUUUGAAAAAAGACGCGACGAUCUUGAUUGGAUAUGGCUGGAUACGGUUCUUCUGCUUAUUGGGGAGAAUUUCGAGAACAACGACUUGAUCUGCGGAGUGGUUGUUAACGUCAGAGCCAAAUGUAAAAUUAGUGUUUGGAUAAAAGACGCUUCGAAUCCGGCUGUCAAUAUGGAGAUUGGCAAGAAACUAAAAGCAGCACUAGGAAAUGUCAAAAUUGGCUUUCAACUUCAUGAUUCGAACAAAAAUCUUUACACUGUUUAGAUUCUUAAGCAUAACAGUUUAGUUAAACGAAAAAUUUACGAUUAAGUAAUCGAAGUGAAUUUAGUUUUUAUGAAGAUUGUGAUUUAAAUUCUUUGUUGGACUUAUUAGUACGUAAGCUAGAAAAGAAAAAC